Messenger RNA from Passer domesticus (house sparrow), 670 nucleotides. Its product is annotated as gallinacin-10-like. The transcript has 3 exons. Gene Ontology annotation, molecular function: CCR6 chemokine receptor binding. NCBI's taxonomy places the organism in Eukaryota, Metazoa, Chordata, Aves, Passeriformes, Passeridae. The record is from RefSeq and is a predicted model, not a curated record. Gene Ontology annotation, biological process: defense response to Gram-negative bacterium; defense response to Gram-positive bacterium; innate immune response in mucosa. Gene Ontology annotation, cellular component: extracellular region. The coding region runs from base 98 to 304 and encodes 68 amino acids.
CGGGUGUCUGUCCCAGCCCUUGCUCAAGCCAGCUCCAGCCAUCAUUGGCCUUUCAGGUGCUUUGCAGGACCUCACAAUCCCAAAGCAACUGACAGCCAUGAAGAUCCUCUACCUGCUCUUCGCUGUCUUCCUCAUCCUCUUCCAGGCUACUUCAGGUUCUGCAGACCCUCUUUUUGAGGACACCAUCCAGUGCCGGGGCCAGGGAAAAUUCUGCCGUGCCGGGGAGUGCCCACCCACCUUCGCUGCCACGGGGACGUGCCACGGGGGGCUGCUGAACUGCUGCUCCAAGAUUUUUGCAGAAUAAGAAGAAAAGGCUUUCCUGGAUCAGAGCCCUUGGACCAGCAGCAUUUCCACUGCCUUGAGGAGCUGAUUUUCAUGGAUUCCUCUUCUAUCUAAAGCCUCCUGCAAAUAGCUUUAAAAGAAGCUUCCAGAGGGCAUGUCCUGUUAGCACACCGCUUCUGGAGAUCUGGGUUUUUCCUCGCUGAAGUCACUCCCUUUUUGCUUCCAGUACGCAAGCCACUUUGGCUCCUUGGCCACCUAUUCCAGCCUACCUCACCGGGGUGUUUGGAGGUUCAAUCACUUCAGGUUCAUGCAGCUCUUGGAGGAUGUGAAGCAAUAUAUAUAUUAUUAUUUUAUUCGCACAUAAAAAUAAAGGUUUUCUUAAACCAAA